AUGUCUUUCUCAUUUUGGGCGUCGUUGCCUUUGUCUACCUUCGAUUGCCUGAUCCUCAUCACUGGCCUGUGUGCACUCAGUGCGCUGAGCCACAAAGUAUGGAGUCUCUACAACAUCCAACUCGACCCAAUGGAGCCUCCUCUCGUACAGCCUCGCGUUCCGUUCUUUGGACAUAUCAUGGGCCUCAUGUGGUAUAAUCACGAAUAUCUUGCCAUGAUAUGGUACGUUGCCCUUUACAGAUAUCUUUCGAAGCUAAUUGCCAUCCACAGUCAAAGGACAGGCCAGCCGAUCUGUACAAUACCAAUGCUUCAUCGUAAAGCGUACGUUCUGGGAUCGCCCUCAACGGUACAGGCCGCGUUUAGAAGCAAGGCCAUCAGCUUCGCACCUUUCGCUGUGGAUUUCGUUAGCCGUAUGGACGUCCUGUCGCCAGAAGCCAAGAAGGCAUACGCGGAAGGACUGCACGAAGCUGUCAUUCAGACCUUCAGUUCCACCAUGAGUGGCUCAAGCCUGAGAAGGAUGAAUGCCGUGGCACUGCAAGAGGUCGCACGGCUGCUGCCAGAUCCUUUUGCCGCAAGCGCAGAUCGGCUGUCGAAUGCAUUAGAGGUGCAAGAUAUCUGGUCAUGGCUCAGAAGCGUCAUGACCAUCUCUACGACCUCGUCUCUCUUUGGAGAACAGAACAAUCCGUGGGUGAAAGAUCCGUCUCUAGUAGAGACUUAUUGGUAGGAUUUCGCCUUGGCACUCAUCUUCGUCUUUCAGAUAUCUAACCGUGCUACAGGGGAUUCGAGGCCGGCGAUAUUACUGGACGGGCACCACUGACCGAUCUGACCGACCUUCGCUCCCAAAAGGACCACGCCAAAUUGGUGGCCGUCCUUCGGGACUACUUUGCUUCUAGGGCAGACGAGGAUAGCAAUGUUGGGUUGACGACAAGUGCGCUGGCAAAAGUCCAAAGAGAGGCGGGAUACACACCGGUUGGAUUGGGUGCGACUUAUGUUGUCAUACUGCACGGAGCGUUGGCCAACAUGGUUCCGACAAUGUUCUGGACUGUAAUGUAUGCCUUCACCCAACCGAGGCUCAUCGCACGACUCAGAGCAGAGCUGGCCCAGGCAGGCAUUGUGAUUGAAGCUACCAGACCUGAUGGCAUGCGGGAGUGUCGCAUCCGGGUUGGUGAAAUUGAAAAGACAUGCCCACUGUUGCUCUCAGCACUUCGGGAAACUCAGCGUCUAGUCUCCAUUGGAACGCUCCAUCGUCGGGUCCUAGCGGACACAGUCAUCUACGAUGACGCCAAGGAUGGUGAAGCACGUCGCACCUAUCUUCUCAAGAAGGGUACAGCCAUGUUACUUUCCAUCAAAUGGAAUCACCGAGACCCUGAGAUUUGGGGCCCUCACGUUGAUGAGUUCGAUACAAACAGGUUCUACAGGGACAAAUCUCGAACGCAGGACCCAGUCACAGCUCAAGAAGACUGGAGAAAUGGGGACGCGGAUCUCGGCGGUGAUGCGAUGCGUCAGCGCAAAAAGGCAUAUCUACCUUUUGGAGGCGGCAAAGAGCUUUGUCCUGGCCGCAGCUUCGCGACCAGCGAAAUUUUGGGCACGAUGGUCCUACUCAUUCUCGGGUACGACAUCACUGGAGCUGAUGGACUUGCCCUCAAGUUGCCAGAAUACGCGCCGCCCAAGAUGACACAGACCACCGCUCGGCCCCACCCGAGUGCAGAUCUGAGAGCUCGCGUCCGACGGCGAGAAGGCUGGGAAGACGUUUUCUGGAGCGCCCACGUGGACGCUCCAGAUAAGUUAGACCUCGCGACCGCUGAGGCCAUAGUCAAGUAA
Messenger RNA from Lecanosticta acicola, 1820 nucleotides. The record is from the annotation of a GenBank genome assembly. Lineage: Eukaryota; Fungi; Ascomycota; Dothideomycetes; Mycosphaerellales; Mycosphaerellaceae.